Messenger RNA from Closterium sp. Naga37s-1, 1239 nucleotides. The record is from the annotation of a GenBank genome assembly. Lineage: Eukaryota; Viridiplantae; Streptophyta; Zygnematophyceae; Desmidiales; Closteriaceae.
AUGCCCCCGACACUAGUGUCUCCUUCCCCCCGAGCAGCCAGCUGGACUUCGUUCCUUCUGCUCCGCAUUCAUCCGCUCCCUCCCCCUUUUUCCCCCUCGUCCCUUCUUAUCGCGCUCUUCCCCUUCAUCUGUUUCCCCCUAUCCAGAGAGCUCCAGAUUUCAGGCUCUACUCAUGUCGUGGACGCUCCUGAUGCUCACUCCCAGGCUGCAUCUGCUGCGGACACUGCCUCAGCCACGUCUGCCGCUGCCGAGUACGAGCUGAGCGGGUUUGCUAACUUCUUCGCUGCAAGAAAGCACCUCAGUCGGACCAUGCACCUUGAAGGAUGGAGAAAAGGACCUGGGGGUGCCCACACAGGGAGUGACGGUUCAAGACAGGGUGUGGUGGCGUCGGUGACUCAGGCGUUAGUUCCUGUAAGAGGGGGUGAGGUGCAGCAAUCGCUGCCGUUGAUUGGCCUCGGAGUCGCUAACACUGUCGCUGCGGGAGCUCUUGCUGUGCGCUCGGGAUUGCAUGAUCUGGUCCGUGCCGCCUUGCUGCUGCAGCUGCAGGGUUUCUCGCAGAAGCAACACGACCAAAGACAGCAGCAGCAGGAGCAGGAGAAGGAGCAGCAGGGGGAGGGAAGUGAGCAGAACGUGGGAAGAAUGAACGAGCAGGAGUUGCUCCAGCGUGUGAAGGACGAGAAACGGCUAGAGUUUUCGAAAAGGGCUCUCAAGAACUACCUAGACCUGCAGAAACGAGAGGUCAAACGGUCUGGCAUGGAGGGAGCUGCUCUGCGGCUCAAGAUGAGAAUGGCCAAGGCGAAUGGGAAGGAUCCUCUACCAUUUGCCCCGUUACAAGAUAAAAUGGGCCCGCGCCGAAACGUGAUGGCCGAAAUCCGCAAUGUUGUGGCCGAGGCGGUGGCAGAGGUGGUAGAAGGAGAGGAAUGCAUGGUGGUACUUGAGAGGAGUAAGGCAUUGGUGAAGGACACAGAGAACACAGGGGAGGCGAGAGUAGUGGGAAAGGGGGUUGCUAGUGGAAACAGUAUUGGUGUAGGGGCAGAGCAGGCGGGCAGAAUGAUUGAGAUGAUGGAGAAGGGAUGGUAUGGUGGAGCUGGUAAAACAGAAAUGAAUGGAAUUAUGGGCUUGGAAGGGGAUGAGGACGGGCUUGGAGAGGUGGGGCCAGAGGUUUUUCUGGAGUGGAGUGUGGAGAAGGCCAGAGAGGCCAAUGCACAUGCAAUGGGUUAUACCAAAGAAGGGAGUUAA